CAGUUUUUCCUCAGUGUCUUCGUCCCAUUUCAUCAAACAUGCUUAACACACUCACAUCUACAGUGCACAGCUGUCUCUUUCAGUUAUAUCCAUAAUCUGGUGAUCUACCAAUUAAUUUGAUGGUGCUUCAAGUAAAAAUUUACAUAUAAAAUGAUAUAUACAUUGCAUAUGGUGCAAAGCAGGAAUCAACUAACCAUCCCAGGGUGUACAUUCAGUCACACACAGACAGUUCAGGCACUCCAGUUUACUUAAGUUCCAUGGUUUUGGACAGUGGAAGGAUCUGCUGAAAAGCCACACGCACACAGAGUGGACAUGCAGACUCCACACACACAAAACGGGGGUGUGCUAACAACAUGCACGAAAACUAAUGUUUAUCACCAUGGCUUUUGCAUGGGCUCUGCAUCAUAACCAUUCCUGUCUUUGCUCUUGGACUCACUCAUAGACGAUCAUCUAACCAAGUUUAAUCACAACACCUCUACUUAUAUUGGUGCACAAAGGCAAAACAUUAACUUCAUAUAUCACCAAAACUGAGUAAUGACCAAAAUCGGGUCUCCUACAGUCUUUUAUCUCAUGAUAAAUUUCUGAGUUCGGCUAUGCUUGCUUCGGAGGAAAACAAAUUGUGAAAAUUACAGUGACUACAAAAUUCAUAAUAAAACCAAAGCAAAAUACCCUCAUCAAAGCAAAAUGAUUUGACAUUGUCAGAAUGUCAGUGUAAGUAUCUGCUCGCGAUCGCCAGAAUUCUGAUUGGCAGCCAUUUCCCACUUUCUCACUGGUCACCAGCGGAUCAUUUAUAUGCGCUUCUUAAGAUCAAGACACACAAAACGGGCAAGAAAUGACAACAUAAUCAUUAACUGGGAACCAAAAAUACAACAAUGUCAUAUCACUGCAAUUUAUGGAAUAUAUUCUUGAAUUAUUCUGAAAGCCUUGUAUGUGGUGGUCUACGAGAUAAUCAUUUAAAUACAUUGUUUUGGAUGUAAAAAAAAAAUCACUGAGAAACUGCGUAAUCAAUUUUGAUCAACAAGACUUGACUGAUAAUUACGCCAAAUGAACCGUAUAUGACCACCUGCAUAAAUGUACUGAAAUAUUUAGGAACCAGUGAGAACCUUUGUUUUGCUGUACACAAGUAACUUUAUUGGUGUAGGGAAUGCAGUCUUUGUAAAUUGCGAAUGUUAAUUGUCAUUUGAGAAAUGUGCCAAAGGCACUCAUGUUUUGACAUAAACCACAAUGCGGAAUACAUUUAAUGGAAAAUAUUUAUUUUAAAAAAUCACUUUCAUAGAUGGGUUAACAUGUUAGUUGAUAAACAUCUUGAACAAAAUAUCAUAGACAUGACUACCGUAACGACCUUAAAACAAGUGCCGGUGACGUCACGUCGCACGUGAUGGUCCUCCCAUAUCCCAGAAUCCCUUGUUUUCGGAAGUUUAUCACGAGAUUCUCCUCGUCCUGUCCGAUGUCGAUUGUAGCUGUAGUUGCCGUGUAGAAUGUCAAUGAUGGAGGAUGAAGAGCUGGAAUUUGCAGAUGAUUUGGAUGCAAUUCUGCAUCUUACGCCCGAAGUGCAGCAGGCUAUCGAACAGGUUUUCCCUAGUCAGGAUCCAUUGGACAGAGCAGAUUUCAAUGCUGUGGAAUAUAUCAACACCCUUUUCCCCACAGAGCAGUCUCUAGCCAACAUUGAUGACGUGGUGAACAAGAUUCGUUUGAAAAUUCGGCGCCUGGAUGACAACAUCCGGACUGUGGUGAGGGGUCAAACAAACGUGGGACAGGAUGGCAGGCAGGCUCUGGAGGAGGCUCAGAUAGCAAUCCAGCAGCUCUUCAGCAAAAUCAAAGACAUCAAGGACAAGGCAGAGAAGUCGGAACAAAUGGUGAAGGAGAUAACGCGAGACAUUAAGCAGCUGGACCACGCCAAGCGCCACCUCACCACCUCCAUCACCACCCUGAACCACCUGCACAUGCUGGCGGGGGGAGUGGACUCGCUGGAGGCCAUGACACGCAGGCGGCAGUACGGAGAGGUAGCUAACCUGCUGCAGGGCGUGGUCAACGUGCUGGAGCACUUCCAGAAGUACAUGGGCAUCCCGCAGAUCCGCCAGCUCUCCGAGAGGGUGAAGGCGGUACAGAGUGAGCUGGGCACUCAGAUAUUGGCCGACUUCGAGGAGUCUUUUCCCUCUCAGGGGUCAAAGAAACCUGGGGGUCCCAGCAACGUCUUGAGGGAUGCCUGCCUGGUGGCCAACGUCUUGGAGCCCCGGAUCAAGCAGGAGAUCAUCAAGAAGUUCAUCCGCCAGCACCUCUCGGAGUACUUGGUGCUGUUCCAGGAGAACCAAGAUGUGGCCUGGUUGGACAAAAUAGACCGGAGGUAUGCCUGGAUUAAACGGCAACUGGUGGAUUAUGAGGAGAAGUACAGCCGCAUGUUCCCGGCAGAGUGGUGCAUGACGGAGCGGAUCGCUGUGGAGUUCUGCCAUGUCACCAGGGCGGAGCUGGCCAAGCUGAUGCGAGCCCGCGCCAGGGAGAUCGAGGUGAAGCUACUUCUCUUCGCCAUCCAGCGGACCACCAAUUUCGAGGGGUUGCUCAUCAAGCGUUUCUCAGGCUGCACUCUGAACGACGGCGUGCCGAAAAAGGUGGAAUCUCCCCUCGACGCAACCAACCCCUUCCUGGAAGACGAGCCUGGGGACGAGUCUGUGUCGGAAAAGGAGGAGGAGCUGGACAAGCCCAGAAAGCCAAAGGCCCCAGAGAACCCGUUUCACGGCAUCGUGUCCAAGUGCUUUGAGCCCCACCUGUAUGUGUACAUCGAGUCGCAGGAUAAGAACCUGGGCGAGCUGAUCGACCGCUUCGUGGCGGACUUCCGUGCCCAGGGCCCGCCCAAGCCGGGCUCGGAGGAAGGGGGCGCCGUGCUGCCCAGCUGUGCCGACCUCUUCGUGUACUACAAGAAGUGCAUGGUGCAGUGCUCACAGCUGAGCACUGGCGAGCCCAUGAUUGCCCUCACCACCAUCUUCCAGAAGUACCUGCGCGAGUACGCCUGGAAGAUCCUGUCUGGGAACCUGCCCAAGAACAGCAGCAGUUCAGGUGGUGGACUCACCAUCAGCAGCCUUCUGAAAGAGAAGGAGGGCUCAGAGGUGGCCAAGUUCACGGUGGACGAGCUGUGCUUGGUCUGCAGCAUCCUGAGUACUGCAGAGUACUGCCUGGCCACCACCCAACAGCUGGAGGAGAAGCUGAAGGAGAAGGUAGAGAAGUCUCUAGCUGAGAGAAUCAACCUGACGGGUGAGAUGGACACCUUCAGCACCGUGAUCUCCAACAGCAUCCAGCUGCUGGUCCAGGACCUGGAUGCAGCUUGUGACCCGGCCCUCACCGCCAUGAGUAAGAUGCCCUGGCAGAGUGUGGAGCACGUUGGAGACCAGAGUCCCUAUGUCACCUCCAUCAUCAUGCACAUCAAGCAGAACGUCCCCAUCAUCCGUGACAACCUAGCCUCAACCCGCAAGUACUUCACCCAGUUCUGCAUCAAGUUCAUCAACUCAUUCAUCCCGAAGUUCAUCAACCACCUGUUCAGGUGUAAACCUGUUAGUAUGGUUGGAGCUGAGCAGCUGCUGCUGGACACGCACUCGCUGAAGACCGUCUUGCUGGACCUGCCGUCAAUCGGGUGCCAGGUGCUCCGCAAGGCCCCCGCCAGCUACACCAAGAUAGUGGUGAAGGGUAUGACGCGGGCGGAGAUGAUCCUCAAGGUGGUCAUGGCCCCCCAUGAGCCGCCCGUGGUGUUUGUGGACAACUACAUCAAGCUCCUCGCUGACGGUAACCCAGAGACCUUCCAGAAGAUUCUGGACAUGAAGGCCCUGAAGCGCAGUGAACAGAGCAGCAUGCUGGACCUCUUCAGACAGAGGCUACCAACCCCACCAUCAGGGGGCGACAGCGGGCCGACUCUGUCUUUCAGCGCCCCGACUCCUGAACAAGAGUCCUCCCGUAUUCGGAAACUGGAGAAACUAAUUAAGAAGAGACUGUGAAGUGGGGAUAUGCCCCCUCCCCUGGCUUUCCAAACACGGCUGAGCAUAUAGGUGUCCUGUUUUAUGUUUUUUGGGGGGUUGAUUGACACUGAGAAAUGCCUUUUAAAUUACACCAUUUUUAUUUAUUGUAGUUGUACUUUUCUGCGCUAAAAUUCCUGUAAAGAUGAGAUUCCUUUAGUGUUCCUGGAGUGCAUACACAUGUCCGAUUUCCUUUAUCCAGACUGAAUUAUAGAAGCUGGGCUGUUUUUUUCCCAUCUCCUGUGAACUUUGAUCUUCCUUAACUCGGUAUUUUCACUCUUGAAAUCAGUGGAUACUGGGGACUCAUUUAUGCUUUGAAGGGGGCAGAUAGCGCAGGAUCGCCAUGAGCUUCCAGUGAGUCCCCAGUGAGCCACCAGGCCUUUCUGCUGGAAGCUGUGCGUGUCCCGUACCUUUACCGCUGUUUGUUCACCUGGGGGGGGGGGGGGGGGUUCUUUUCCUCAUACUGUGGCUCUUUAUUCCUCUUUUCCUCUAGUGUUCUUGAUUGCUCGCAAAGUUGGAAAGCGGGACCGACCUGGUGCCAAUCAGGAGUUACUUAACGGGUGCGUGUGUAUGACCCUUACGCCGAUGUAAUCUAUACCCUGUCGGCAAUGGCGUCUGUUUCACUGCAGCACAGUUAAUUGAAAAGGCUUCCUGGACUAUGAGGAAAGUAACAAAAAGCCACGCAUGUCUGUGUCGAUUCCUCUGAACCCAGUAGAAAGCUGGGAAACCAUUCAAGGCCUAAAGCAGAAAUGUGUGCACUCUUUACUGGGAUUUCCAGAAGUGUAUUGGAACGCCCCCACUCUAUUUUGCAUCCCUGCCCGGCAGAGAGAGACCUCUCAGACCACACUGUAGCGAGGAGCACAUGAGGUGGCUUUCAUUCUUGUGUCAUACUCAAUACCGUAAGGCAGAGUUCCCCAGUUCGGUCCGGGAGAGCCAGAAUUCAACAUGGUUUGCCGAUUUCCUUGCUGAAACGCAUCAUAAUCAGGUAAUUGCCAGGUUUCAUAUGUGUAUUUGAACAGGGAGAUCUGCAAAUCGUGCUGGAUUUUGCCCCCCCCCCCCCCCCCCCCAGCAAGGAAUUUAGGACCCCUGCCUGGAGGAGGAUGCUUAAAAUCCCUUUGCAGUUAUUAAUUUGCCCUAAAACGUGUGGGUUCCAAUGAAUGAUCAAUAAUAGUAGUUCAUGAUUGUUGCUGCAUACAUUCCUGCCUUUCGUUUGUAAAAUGAAAAUUCCUUUGACGACAGCAGUGUAGCUCACAUGUGCUUGCUGUACAUUACAAGACACUAAUAAAAAUUCCAAAGGAUGAUA
Brienomyrus brachyistius is the source of this 5301-nucleotide messenger RNA. RefSeq names its product VPS53 subunit of GARP complex (gene vps53). Gene Ontology annotation, cellular component: GARP complex. The coding region runs from base 1479 to 3980 and encodes 833 amino acids. NCBI's taxonomy places the organism in Eukaryota, Metazoa, Chordata, Actinopteri, Osteoglossiformes, Mormyridae. Gene Ontology annotation, biological process: retrograde transport, endosome to Golgi. The record is from RefSeq and is a predicted model, not a curated record. The transcript is spliced from 22 exons.